CGGCGCCUUCUCUCCCUGCCGGGCUGGCGGCGGCGGCGGCCCCUGGGCUUCCCUGCGAUGGCGCGGCCGGCGGCGGGCCGCUUCCAGUUCGCCAUCGACCGCGGCGGCACCUUCACCGACGUGUUCGCCCGCUGCCCCGGGGGCCGCGCCCGCGUGCUGAAGCUGCUCUCCGAGGACCCGCGCAGCUACCGCGACGCCCCCACCGAGGGCAUCCGCCGCGUCCUGCAGCAGGAGUGCGGCCUCCCGUUCCCAAGAGACCAGCCCUUGGACACGUCGUGCAUUGAGUGGAUCCGCAUGGGCACCACGGUGGCCACCAACGCCCUGCUGGAGAGGAAGGGGGAGCGCCUGGCGUUGCUCGUCACAAAGGGCUUCCGGGACCUGCUGUACAUCGGCACCCAGGCCCGGCCCAGGAUCUUUGACCUGGCAGUGUCCAUGCCAGAGAUGCUGUAUGAAGAAAUCGUGGAAGUGGACGAACGCCUGAUUCUUCAGCAGGAGGGAUGCCAGCUUUUUGGUGGUAGCCAGGCAGUCACAGGUUUAACGGGUGACUCCUUGGUGGUGCAGAGACCGGUGGACUUGGAGGCCCUGCGGGGGCCACUGAAGGAACUGUUGGCUAAGGGGAUCCGCAGCCUGGCCGUGGCGCUUCUCCACUCCUAUGCGUGGCCGAACCAUGAGCAGCAGGUGGGGGCCCUGGCCCGGGAACUGGGCUUCCAGCAGGUGUCGCUCUCCUCCGAGGUGAUGCCGAUGGUGCGGGCCGUGCCUCGUGGCUACACAGCAUGUGCCGACGCCUACCUUACCCCUUGCAUCAGCCGCUACCUUGAAGGGUUUCGGGCUGGCUUUGCUUCCCGGCUCCAGGGCGUGCCUGUCUUGUUCAUGCGCUCCGACGGUGGCCUCACCCCCAUGGACGCCUUCAGUGGGUCUCGCGCCAUCCUCUCGGGGCCAGCAGGCGGAGUUGUGGGCUACGCGGUCGCUACCUACCGCAGGGAGGACGGGCAGCCCGUCAUCGGCUUUGACAUGGGAGGCACGUCCACGGACGUGAGCCGCUACGCGGGGGAGUAUGAACAUGUCUUUGAGGCCACCACGGCCGGCAUCAGCAUCCAGGCCCCACAGCUCGACAUCAACACCGUGGCAGCAGGAGGCGGCUCGCAGCUCUUCUUCAGGUCGGGACUCUUUGUCGUUGGCCCGGAGUCUGCAGGGGCCCAUCCUGGCCCCACGUGCUACCGGAAGGGAGGGCCUCUGACUGUGACAGAUGCCAACCUGUGCCUGGGCCGUCUUCUGCCCGAAUAUUUUCCUUGUAUCUUUGGGCCACAUGAAGACCAACCGCUCUCACGGGACGCCACCCUGCAUGCCUUUCAGGAGCUCGCUGCCAACAUCAACGCCUUCUUGGGGCCCUGCUCAGCCCUCAGUGUAGAGGAGGUGGCCAUGGGCUUCAUCCGAGUGGCCAACGAAGCCAUGUGCAGGCCUAUCCGGGCCUUGACGCAGGCACGGGGCCACGAUACGUCGCAUCACGUGCUCGCCUGCUUUGGCGGCGCUGGGGGGCAGCACGCCUGUGCCAUUGCUCGGACCUUGGGCAUGAGCAAAGUCUUCAUCCACAAGUACAGCGGGAUCCUAUCGGCCUAUGGACUGGCUCUGGCCGACGUGGUGCACGAAGCCCAGGAGCCCUGCGCCCUGCCCUACGCCCCCGAGGCCUACGCCCAGCUGGAUGAACGCAUCGCAGCCCUGGCAGAGGAGUGUGUCCGAGCUCUGGAGGCCCAGGGCUUCACCCGGUCCCAGAUCAGCACGGAGGCCUUCCUUCACCUGCGCUACGAGCGAACGGACUGUGCACUCAUGUGCUCGGCUAAGGGCUACCCGGCCACUCCCACCUCCUGCCGCUCCGGCAACUUUGGCGCUUCCUUCGCUGCCAGAUACUGGCAGGAGUUUGGCUUCACCAUCCCCAGCCGAGCCAUCCUGGUGGAUGACGUCAGGGUGAGGGGCACGGCUACAACUGGGCCGGGCCCAGAAGAACCGGUCCCUGCCAGUGAAGCAGCUGCACGCGUGGAGAAGGUGGCUCGCUGUUAUUUUGAAGGUGGCUACCAGGACACCAACAUCUACCUGCUGGCGCAGCUCUCCUGGGGCCACCGCAUCCCGGGCCCCAGUAUCCUUAUCGAUCAGAACAGCACCAUCCUGGUUGAGCCGGGCUGCACUGCGGUCGUGACCCGCCUUGGUGACAUCUGCAUCACAGUGGGAUCUGGGGUGGUACGUCCCGUUGGCCCCGAGGCUGACCCCAUCCAGCUGUCCAUCUUCUCCCACCGCUUCAUGAGCAUUGCAGAGCAGAUGGGACGCAUCCUGCAGCGCACAGCCAUCUCUACCAACAUCAAGGAGCGACUGGACUUCUCCUGUGCCCUCUUUGGGCCGGAUGGGGGGCUGGUGUCCAAUGCCCCUCACAUCCCAGUCCAUUUGGGGGCCAUGCAAGAAACCGUGCAGUUUCAGAUCCGGAGCCUGGGCUCAGACCUCCAUGAGGGGGACGUGAUCCUGAGCAACCACCCGUGUGCCGGUGGCAGCCACCUGCCGGAUCUGACGGUCAUCACUCCGGUGUUUUGGCCGGGAGAGCCCAGGCCCGUGUUCUUUGUGGCCAGCCGGGGGCACCAUGCGGACAUUGGGGGCAUCACUCCUGGCUCGAUGCCCCCCCACUCACACUCCUUGCAGGAGGAGGGGGCCGUCUUCAUUUCCUUCAAGCUAGUCAAGGAUGGAGUCUUCCAAGAGGAGGAGGUCACCAAGGCGCUGAUGGCUCCGGGGCUUAUUCCUGGCAGUAGCGGCACGCGCAGUCUCCAGGACAAUCUCUCUGACCUACGUGCUCAGGUGGCAGCCAAUCAGAAGGGGAUCCACUUGGUGAAUGAGCUGAUUGGUCACUAUGGGUUGGAGGUGGUGCAGGCCUACAUGGCUCACAUCCAGGCCAACGCAGAAGUGGCAGUUCAGGAGAUGCUGCGGGACUUUUCCAGGCGCCAGGGAGAGGCGGGGCAGCCCUUGCUGGUGGAGGCAGAGGACUUCAUGGACGAUGGCUCCCCCAUCCGCCUAGAGGUGGCCGUGGACCCCAAGGAGGGCAAGGCCGUCUUUGAUUUCACGGGGUCUGGCCAUGAGGUCCAUGGGAACUGCAACGCACCCCGGGCCGUCACCCUGUCAGCCCUGAUCUACUGCUUGCGCUGCAUGGUGGGGCAGGACAUACCACUCAACCAGGGCUGCCUGGCUCCGGUGAGGGCUGUCGUCCCCAAGGGCUCCAUCCUGGACCCCUCCCUAGACGCCGCUGUGGUGGGGGGCAACGUGCUGACCUCCCAGCGGGUGGUCGAUGUGAUCCUCCGAGCCUUCGGGGCAUGCGCAGCGUCUCAGGGCUGCAUGAAUAACGUCACCUUUGGCAACGAGCGUGUCAGCUACUAUGAGACGGUGGCUGGGGGCUCGGGGGCAGGGCCUGGCUGGCACGGAAGGAGCGGCGUGCACACCCACAUGACCAACACGCGCAUCACGGACCCUGAGAUCUUGGAGAAGCGGUAUCCUGUGAUCUUGAAGCGUUUUGAACUGGCCCGAGGCACGGGGGGCGCUGGGCAAUUCCGAGGUGGCGACGGGAUCCGGCGGGAGCUGCAGUUCCGGGAAGAGGUGGUCCUGUCGGUGCUGAGCGAGCGGCGAGCCUUCCGGCCGUACGGGCUGAAAGGUGGGGAACCCGGCUCCCCAGGGCUGAACCUGCUGAUUCGUCAGGAUGGCCGGAUCCUCAACCUGGGUGGGAAGACAUCCGUGACUGUGCAUGCCGGGGACAUCUUCAGCCUGCAGACCCCCGGAGGAGGCGGCUUUGGACCACCCACGGAGGCUGUGCAAGCCGAGGAGAGGCAGGGGGCGCCCCCCAGAGCAAGGCACUUUGCAGAGCGCGGCAGCCUCUGUGACUAUCGCCUGGCCCAGGAGACGGCGUGAAGACCUGCCCCUGGCCCCACCCCAGCUCUUGGGGACGGAGGGCAGAAAGGGGUUGUCUGUGUGUGGAUAUUAUUCAGCCUUUGGCCAGAGGGAAGCAGUGGGGGGGGGGCAUCCUCUCUGCCUAAACUGUGGGCGGGGGGGGGUGCCCUGAUCCCCCCCUGCUUUGCUCCCUGCAGCCCGUCCUGGAGUGGGGAGAGCUGUCCUCUCUUUGGAAGCCCGGAUGAGUCGGGAGCUGGUAGUGGGCGAGGAGGGGGAAAUGGCCUGAGCAAGCGGAGGCCUUACCGUAGCAAGGCCAGCGUUGCUUCCAGGCAUUUGGCGCUGCCUUGGGCCUCCGGCUUCACUCCUGCCUGGCCUGUUCCACGGCAGUGCUCGGCUGCCAGUUUUGGAGAGUUGGGCCUCGUGUGACUCCGUAGCCGGGGGAUGCUCUUCUUCCCCCGCUGUGAGCUGCUAAAUGGGGGUCCCUGAGGCUGCCCUGACGGCUGCUGCUCCAGCCUCCGGGCCUAAGCACUCCUCUCCUCUCCCCGUUGUCUUGGGGAGGCUCCCUUCUUUGCAGACGGGACACGCUCCGCGGCGCUUCCUGAGCCAGGAGGCCUGCUGGGGGUGCAUCCAGGGCACGCAGCCAACUGCUCUGGGCUUCCCUGGCUGUGGGGGCGGCGGCAGGAGUCCCCCUCCCUCCGUGGCGCUUCCUUGCCUGGGGGGCGGGGGGGGCACUUCCCCUGUAGAAAGCACACUCCUUUUCCCUGGAAGAGGGCUCUUUGGGACUGAGUCAUGGCUUCCCUUCCGAGUCCUCGGGGUGAAUAAAACCUUAAUGUGCAAUUCAGAGCUGGCUUGUGGUCAUUUGGGCUGGGAAGUGGUGGUGGUGGGGGAUUCCUAGCUUGCGCUCAUGCCUUGCCCUGAAGGCUGCUGGGCCUGUUGUUAGCAAGGCUUCUCUGACCUGUGGGGCAGGAGAGCUGGCCUGCGUCCCAAGACCGUCCCGUGCCAGCUUCCAUGGCAGAGGGCAGCCAUCCACCCCACUGGAUGCUGCCUCCUGGGGAGGGAAGGAAGGACGGACAGAAGGCGCUUGACCAGGCAAUGUGCACAGGGGCCGCUUUAUGCUCCCCACCCCCAUCACAAGUCAGAUUCUCCAUUUUUACGUAAAGCGAACUGGAAGUAUCACCAAACGUCGUAAGUACAAGAUGCGUCUCUUAAGCACGUGCUUUGGACCUGUCCAGUUAUUCAGUCCUUUGGGGAGGAAGUCAUUACUCAUGUUAUAUUAGAAUACUCAUUUACUUUUGAGGAUGUUUAUGUACUUUUAAACGACUUGCCUGUCUCAUGGAACUAACUAACCCUCCGUGCCUUUACAGUUGCUGAAAGACUUUAUGCUACAGCAUUGGCAAGUCCAGCCCACUUCCCAUAAUCGAUUGGAUUGAGGGCUUUAUAAACUUAAUCAACGUUUGAAUGUAUCACAUAUAGACUGCAAUUGCAUAUGAACUUAUUUUUUAGAUAUUUGGAGACCUUUUAUAGAAGCCUAUGUAUAGAUUUGCCGGCAUUUUUUUUGUUUUGCAUGAAUAAAUAGAAGAUUUAAAUAAAAAACCCAUAUGUUAGUACCAAAACCUCAAUAAAAGAAAGUUUUAAAAUG
Eublepharis macularius is the source of this 5551-nucleotide messenger RNA. RefSeq names its product 5-oxoprolinase, ATP-hydrolysing (gene OPLAH). Gene Ontology annotation, molecular function: 5-oxoprolinase (ATP-hydrolyzing) activity. Bases 58 to 3933 code for a protein of 1291 amino acids. The transcript is spliced from 26 exons. Lineage: Eukaryota; Metazoa; Chordata; Lepidosauria; Squamata; Eublepharidae. The record is from RefSeq and is a predicted model, not a curated record. Gene Ontology annotation, biological process: glutathione metabolic process. Gene Ontology annotation, cellular component: cytosol.